Molecule: messenger RNA, 2495 nt
Organism: Andrographis paniculata
Lineage: Eukaryota; Viridiplantae; Streptophyta; Magnoliopsida; Lamiales; Acanthaceae
Product: probable E3 ubiquitin-protein ligase RHG1A
Exons: 7
Coding region: 392-2293 (633 amino acids)
Molecular function (GO): ubiquitin protein ligase activity
Source: RefSeq, a predicted model, not a curated record
AUGGCCUGGCCUCAUUAAUUCCUCCACCCGUCUUUCAGUUUUUUUCACACCGCACCACCCACCACUUUGAUUUCCAUCCAUCUUUCUCGUCUCAUUUUUCUCAUUUUGUUUCGGUUGGAUGAAGUGAGUUUUUCUGCUCUCUCUCUCUUUUUUUUAUCUUUCAAUCAUCUCCUCUGAAGGUUUCUAUCUCAAGCUUUGUUACAAGAGUAAAGAGAGGUCCUGACUUUAGAUCUGCGCCUCUCUCUGCCGCUCUUCGGCUGGUGAAAUUUCUUAAACGGUUCAAUUCACAUAUCUUUGAAGGCAAGGGAAAUUGGAUUCAUUCGUUGUUGUUUGGACGUAUUAGUAUCUGAACAAAGUUAAGUUCAGUUUGAUACACAAGGGCGCUGAAAGCAUGUCUUUCGAUCAUGGAUCCACAAGCGACACCGGCGUAGAUUCCCAAAUGUCUUGGAACAGCAUACAGGCUUCUGCUCCAAACUGGCUACCUGUGUACAGAAUGCCAUCUGGUCCACCAAAUGUCGAGCCUCUGCACCAUCCAGGGCACGCCGGGCUGCAAAAUCAGCCACACCUUAAUGAAAACGAGAAGGAACAUGUGUUGAGUGUUAAUGAAAAUCGGCUCGAGCCCUCUAAUAUGCAUUCAUUGGAUAAUGUCGAAGUAUCAGAUGAUGGAAAUCAGCCCACAAACAUGCCGCCACUUCUUCAGAUUCCUGGGCCUGACUCUCUUCCUCCGGAUCUGAAUUUGCUUUCAGAGUUUGGAAAUAAUGACUGCCAAGAUGUUCAUCGUUCGAAUACACACCUUUCUAUUGGAUCAUCAAAAGGGAAGAUACCAUUUACCGGUAGUUCGUCUGAAUCUUUGGGGAUUUCUCCUGAUGGGCCGGGCUGUUCUGUGGACCAUCAACGCACAUCGUGCAAGAGAAAAGCUAUUGAAAUGCAUCCUGGACAAUCUUCUGGAUCAGGAAGUUCAAUUCCGUUCCAGUAUUUUGAAAGAAAUCAACGCCAUGCUAUUGGUGUGCCUAUUCCUGCAGAAAAUGAAAUACCAAACAAUAAUGCAUCAGAGCAGGCAAACCCAAGGCUUAGGCUCGGCGUCGAAAGAGUUAUAGCACCUUCUGGCAGCUCUAGCAGAAAUUCACGCUCAUGUUUUGGCAGUCUUCCCCCUCAAGAUUUGACAUUUAGAAAUUCUUCUCCAGCAGGAGCUGAUGAUGUUGGAAAUGUGAAGGUUUCUUCAUCUUCUGCUCCGUCCGGACUUGUUGACAUAAACAUACCUCCUCACGUGGGAACCAGAAAUUUUUUGAGCAUUCCAUCUAGGGUUCGAUAUCCUCAAUCUAGAUGGGGUGGGGGAUCCAGCUCAAGAACUGCUAAUUCAUCGACUUUGGUUGAUUCUCAAGAGAGGGAUGAUGUGAUUUUAGGCGAAUCUGAACCGAGAACUAUUCCCCCUAAUAUUUCAGAACAUGCCGUGUUUGCCAAUGAGACAGGAAGCACUACUCAACAACCAAAUUGGGUUUUUGCCAAUGGGAGCAACAUUGUUGCCGGAAAUGCUGCAUCUGCUUCCAGGCCUGAUGCAUCUGCUUUCGCUUUGGCUAAUUGGGUCCGUCCCCAAUACACUCGGAGAAUAUCAGAUGCAGUUCGGAGAUCUCUCAUAAGCUCUGCUGUUGCAGUGUCUGGAGGUCCGACAAUCUCUCCUGCUGCUCAAUCAAAUUCGCCUGCCGCCUCACAGGGGAUAGCGAAUUCAUCCGGAUCAGGUAACCAGGCUCCCCUGCCGGCACACUCAAGGUCGGCAUUGCUGGAAAGACAUCUUGAUGUUGAAUUUAGAAUGUCGCAUUUACUAAGGAACUUGGCUAGCGCUGGUGAAGGAAGAAGCAAUGCGAUGUCUGAGCAGAUCCGCCAUGUUUUGGAUCUAAUGAGAAGGGGAGAGGGUCUGCGAAUUGAGGAUGUGAUGAUGCUCGAUCACCCAGCACUCUUUGGAGUGGCCGAUAUCCAUGAUCGCCAUCGCGACAUGCGACUGGAUGUUGACAACAUGUCCUAUGAGGAACUACUGGCCCUUGAGGAACGCAUUGGGAAUGUAUGCACGGGUCUGAACGAAGAAACCAUUACGAGCUCUAUGAAGAGAAAGAAAUACACACAGAGAGACCAACCCGAAAACACCGAACCUUGCAGCAUAUGCAGAGAAGAAUACGUCGAUGGAGAAGACCUUGGAUCGCUGGAUUGCAAACAUGAUUUUCACGCAGAAUGCAUCAAACAAUGGCUGAUGCAGAAGAAUUUGUGCCCGAUUUGUAAAACGACUGGACUGACGCCAUGAACCUCUCAGGUUUCUUCGGCGAAACAUUCAUCACAUUUCCUGCUGCUAUCAGCAGGGAGAUCUUUAUAUUUUUUCUGUUUUUCUUUCCAAUGAGGACAAUUGUUGCAACAACAAAACUUUAUAAUCAUUUUUCAGCUGCAUUUUCAAUACUUUGGGCAAAAAUCGCCUUAGAUAAUCGAAAGUAGAACUCCAUUUUCAAGUC